Aspergillus wentii DTO 134E9 is the source of this 1030-nucleotide messenger RNA. RefSeq lists its product as uncharacterized. The record is from RefSeq and is a predicted model, not a curated record. The transcript has 2 exons. The coding region runs from base 220 to 978 and encodes 252 amino acids. NCBI's taxonomy places the organism in Eukaryota, Fungi, Ascomycota, Eurotiomycetes, Eurotiales, Aspergillaceae.
CUUUGUGCUUCAUUCUUUGUUUUCCCUUCACGCACUCCUAUCGUGGAGUGUUUAUCUUCCUGUCUUUCCUUUGAUGCCAUUUCAUUUCUCGCUUGGAUCGAGUUAUUUAUUUACACACCAACCUUCUCCUUCACCGUCUUCUCUACUCAUCUCAUCUACACUUCUACACACUGAUUUAUCUCUUUAAUCCUCACGCUGUGCGUUCGAAAAGCAUCCGGAAUGCGUUCGAUUCUCUUUAUUAUCACCUGCCUGGCCGCUACCUCUAUCGCUGCACCGACCCUGCUCAACGGUCUAUUCAACUACUCAGAUGAUGUGGCUGAGUUUAUUGGCAAAGUCAGUAAGCACAUCGACAACGCCAAAAAGUCCACCGGCUCUUCGGCAGUGUGUGACACAUCCAAGAUUGCAUUGCCGGCCAAUGCAUCUGGCUUGCCGUCUCCUUCUGGUCAGAAGCCAAUCUAUGUAGGAGUUGGUCGUGGCACUCAGAAUUACACUUGUGAAAGCGCUACAUCGGAUUCCUCUCCCGUUGCCGUCGGGGCUGUUGCAAGCCUCUACAACGUCACCUGUAUCGCAGCAAACUACCCGGACAUUGCAAACAUGCUGCCAAACCUCGCAUACAAAGUACCCCUGACAGCCGACAUCUCGGCUGCUCUUGGGCACACCGAUAUUGACCUACUUGGUCACCAUUUCUUCACUGGUUCUGUGCCAACUUUCAACCUUGACACCACACCCGACCACCAAUACGGGAUUGCAUUUACCAAGAAGGAUUCUUCAAUGAAUGCUCCAGCUGGAUCAGUCCAGGGUGAUAACGGCGCUGUUGCAUGGCUCUACCUUACGGCCACAAAUGGCACCGUAGGUGACUAUGAGAGCGUAUAUCGAGUCCAAACUGCCGGAGGAUCACCACCAAAGACAUGCGAGAACCAGCCAUCAACCAUCACAGUCCAGUAUGCUGCAAACUACUACUUUUAUGGAAAGGAAUGAUAUUAGCCGGUGGUGGAAUGCGGCUUUUUGUGUAUAUAUGUUGUUUUAUGAU